CAACGCAGCAAGUGAUCCGAUGCAACUCUUUUCGGAUAACCACGAGUGCUUUAUUAUUUUGCUUCAGUCAAAGACAGCACGUGAGAGUGUACUAAUGGCCAUCUUGGGUUGUCCGUGUACGUAGCUGCCUUACGUCUAUGCUGGUAGCGCUUGAAAAUCAGUUGAGAAGGAGCGAUAAGCGGAUGGGAGACCAUCGGCAACCGAGUCAUGACGAUCAAACUCAACACACACCGCGCCCGAAAUCUCCAAGACAAGACAAGCAACAUCUACGAGUCCUUUGUCUUCCGCGAGACAACAUCAAUCUUCGAGUGUGUACACCGCAUUGGGCUUAGCGUCACGCAGCUGUCCGCAUCGAUCCCGGUCUGGGCAUUCUCGCCUCUGUCGGAAUAAGUGGUUCAGCUACUUCCACCUCUUCCUUCUAGGCAAGGAGUAAUCCGUCAUCCAAAGCUUCCUCUGCCUGGUCAACAACAACAAUACCAACAACAACAAUCGCAA
This is a messenger RNA of Dothidotthia symphoricarpi CBS 119687, 495 nucleotides long. RefSeq lists its product as uncharacterized. The coding region runs from base 138 to 332 and encodes 64 amino acids. Lineage: Eukaryota; Fungi; Ascomycota; Dothideomycetes; Pleosporales; Dothidotthiaceae. The record is from RefSeq and is a predicted model, not a curated record. The transcript is spliced from 3 exons.